AAUGAAAACACUAAAAUUCUUCUCUUCUCCUUCAUUUCCCCUCAUGCGCCGCCCCCUAUCUCUCACCGCCAUUUUCCCUCUCUGCUGUUGCCGAUCAUCACACCGGCCGCGAUACUACCUCGCCAUCCGUCCAGCCCCGACGUCAUCGCGUGGAACAGUUCUUCUCUCUCUCUCUCUCCCUCUCUCUCUCUCUCUGCCACCAUAGCCCAUGCCCCGUACCACUGUCAUCGGCGAUGUCACAUGCAUUCACCAGUAAGACCUCAUCCAUCUCUCUCUACCACCUUCUCACUCUUCCGAGGUGAUUCUCUUUGUUGCGGUGUUCUUCCAGCAAUCUUUACCGCUGUUGAGUUGUUCCACACCAUUUGAUUUGAAUACAGAGAAUCCUCACAGGAGUGAGAAGGUCAUUCUAGGUUGUUCUAAAAAAUUUUGGGUUGUUAACAAAAUUAGAGAAAGAGAGAGAGACCAAGGUCGUUGGGUAUCUAGGUGGGACUUGAACGAACACAACAACCAAAAAAAAAAAUCCCAACUUGACUCUCUUAUUCACAGGAUCUUGAUGAGAGAAACAACAACAAAAUGCAAAAGAAAAAUACAACAAACAAAAAACAAUAGUGCUACAGGUACACGGCACUGCGUACCCGCUGGGGAAGCGGCUGACGUGAGCCGACAUAUUAAAAAAAAAAAAAAAAAAGGGCGGAAAUCGUUUCCAUUUUAGGCGUAUUUUGAAACCUAUUCUGUUUUCGGAAACCCAGAGAAUUCGAGGGGAGAUAAGCCACCCACAACUCGAAACCCAUUUUGAGAGCACGGUAACGUUGCCGUCGCCGUCGCCGUCGAUUCCGGAAAGGCAGUAAAUUUUUCAGACUCGAGAAUCAUGGAAAAAGGAGAAGAACACUCAGCUCCGCUAACACCAUCUAGCUCAAAUCUCCCAACCACGGGCAUACCGUCAACUUCUGUAAGCUUCAGAAAUUACAUGCACAUAGGUGGUUACUAUGGGGAACUUCCGACGUGGGCACCUCUAACGCAACAGCCAGAUGGGUACCAAUAUCCAUGCAAUAUUCAAGAGAGAGAUGGAGGAGAUACACCAUUGCCGGACACUUGCCGGAAUUUAUUUGGCCCGUCAUUCUUUGAUACUUGUGAUGUUGGAUUGUCGCAGCUUGUUGAAGAAAGCUCAAUUCUGGAAAAAUGUCGAACCCAGCGCCAAGGAUCAAUGAUCGGGAGUCAAGAAAUGGUACUGAUUCAUGACCCCACCACGUCAGAAAUAUAUAGCAUGCUCAUCCCACACAAAUGCCCACGACCAGAAUUACUAAGUUAAUCAGAGAGAUGUAAUUUGUUAUUAUUGUUGCUUGUGAGAAAUGUAUUUGGAAAGCCUAGAAUUAUAAAAGGUUGUAAUGGUAACACAUCUAUUAGAAGGAUACGGCAAUUGCUCAAUGUUAGACCUCAACUUAAAUAUUCUAAUAGAUUAUUGUUGCACCAA
Messenger RNA from Carya illinoinensis, 1471 nucleotides. RefSeq lists its product as uncharacterized. Lineage: Eukaryota; Viridiplantae; Streptophyta; Magnoliopsida; Fagales; Juglandaceae. The transcript has 6 exons. The coding region runs from base 869 to 1309 and encodes 146 amino acids. The record is from RefSeq and is a predicted model, not a curated record.